UGUACGCGCAGGCUGUAGUGAACGUGUUGUGGAGCUGGUUGACCUGUUUGCACGUCUAACAGCCGCACAAGCAGAGGAAUUUUCACAAUUUGUAAUCAUGAAUGGCUUUAAAUUCAUGCUCACGUUAGGCAGUUACAGCCGCAGAAUCAUUCGGAUUAAUGCUCAGACAGUGAUUCCCAAGAGAAAUCUUUUCAACAAAUCAAGACAGUCCUUGUUCAAGUGUGAAAAUGUCAAACUUGUUCGACAAUCCAAUUCUACUGCUGCGCAAGCAGAAAAAGGUGAAGACUCCUUACUGAAAUGGCUACUGCUGCUGAUUCCUGUGACCACGUUUGGCCUUGGAACAUGGCAGGUGAAGCGCAGACAAUGGAAGUUGAAGUUGAUCCAAGAGCUCCAGAAUUUAACAACUGCAGAUCCAGUUCCACUGCCUACAGAUCCUUUGGAGCUGAAGGAUCUGGAGUACAGGCGUGUGAAGGUGCGUGGGCGGUUUGAUCACUCUCAGGAGCUGUACAUCCUGCCCCGCUCUCCAGUAGAUCCUGAGAGAGAGGCUCGCGAGGCAGGGAGGCUGUCCUCCAGUGUAGAGAGUGGAGCUAAUGUCAUCACUCCAUUCUACUGUACUGAUCUGGGAAUCACAAUCUUGGUGAACAGAGGUUACGUCCCCAAAAACAAAAUUCGACCAGAAACCCGGAUGAAGGGUCAGGUAACACAAAACAUGGACCUGGUGGGCAUAGUGCGUUUGACGGAGCAGCGGAAACCAUUUGUCCCUCAGAACAAUGUGGAGGCAAACAGGUGGCACUAUCGGGAUUUGGAGGCCAUGGCAAAGGCUACUGGUGCUGAGGAGAUCUUCGUUGAUGCUGUGAUUGAGAGCACAAUACCAGGCGGACCAAUAGGAGGCCAGACAAGAGUAACCCUACGGAAUGAACACAUGCAGUAUAUCGUUACAUGGUAUGGACUAUGUACAGCUACAUCAUACAUGUGGUAUGCAAAGUUCAUCAAACGCAUUGGUGUAUGAAAGCAACUGAAAAGUUCUGUAUAAAUUGUUAUUCCACUGACUCUGUAUCAGUAAUUAUGUAUACACAUGUACUACACAUUGCACAUGCAAAAGGUGAGGAAAACCUUGCAUAUGUAUCUGCAAUACCCAUGUCAAGAGCUGGCUCUAGACUUGUGUACAUUUGUAUACUAAGCCCUACUUUAUGAUUAGCUCCCCCUACAAAAAAAAUGGCAACAUAACUGUACAGCAGCAUGUAAGUCAAUGAAACUAUUUAGCCUCAACUAGUCAUUAGUUGCUCAAUUCUCACUAGAUUGGUGCUAGAUUAUUUGACUGGAUGAGUUUUUGCCCCCAAGACUCCAUAAAAAUGAAUGCAGUAUACACCAUGUGCAGAACAAUGAAUUAAAACUACAAAAUAAAAGAGGCAAAAUGCUUUAA
This is a messenger RNA of Pygocentrus nattereri (red-bellied piranha), 1423 nucleotides long. RefSeq names its product surfeit locus protein 1. The coding region runs from base 98 to 1009 and encodes 303 amino acids. The record is from RefSeq and is a predicted model, not a curated record. The transcript is spliced from 9 exons. Gene Ontology annotation, biological process: mitochondrial respiratory chain complex IV assembly. Lineage: Eukaryota; Metazoa; Chordata; Actinopteri; Characiformes; Serrasalmidae. Gene Ontology annotation, cellular component: membrane; mitochondrion.